GGCAUUUUAGAGGAAGAAGACAGAAGAUGAGUUUAUCUCUGCUUUCACUCUACUGCUCCUCAGCCUAUAUCGUCGUCUCUUUGGCCGCAUCUGCGUCCAGUGCGAGAGUUGCUCGGCAUCCCUUUCGUAACAAGAAGGCGAAGUACGUAUCCUUGGUUCUAAUGGAAGACCGCGAAGCCAAGCCUAUCGAUCUGGUGGGAGGAUUCUUGGCGAAGAAGCCCUACAGUCCUCCCUCCUGGGCCUCCCAUCUCAAUCCCAUUCCUUCCCACAUAUACUCUCUGGGACAUUUUCCUACUCCAAUUCAUAAAUUGAGCGUUCCUAAUCUACCCAGCGAUACAGAAAUCUGGAUAAAGCGUGAUGAUCUGUCAGGAAUGCAAUUGAGUGGUAACAAAGUCAGGAAGCUGGAAUUCUUAUUGGCAGAUGCAGUGGCACAUGGUGCAGACUGUGUAAUCACGGUUGGAGGCAUUCAGAGCAACCACUGUCGUGCAACUGCUGUGGCUGCUAGAUAUCUGAAUAUAGACUGUUAUCUAAUACUUCGCACCUCAAAGAUUCUGGUGGACAGAGAUCCUGGUCUGACUGGCAAUCUCCUUGUUGAGAGAUUAGUUGGAGCAAAAGUUGAACUUGUUUCAAAGGAAGAAUAUGCAAGUAUCGGCAGUGUGGCUCUUGCUGAUCUGCUAAAAGAGCGACUGAUAAGUGAAGGGAGGAAACCAUAUGUUAUUCCAGUUGGAGGAUCGAAUUCCCUAGGAAGUUGGGGCUACAUUGAAGCAAUACGGGAGAUAGAACAACAAACUAAGUGCAGUUUUGGUGGAGUUCAUUUUGAUGACAUUGUUGUUGCGUGCGGCAGUGGGGGUACUAUUGCUGGCCUUGCUCUUGGAUCUACAUUAAGCAAUUUGCAAUCGAAAGUUCAUGCAUUCUCUGUUUGUGAUGAUCCGGACUAUUUCUACAACUAUUGUCAAGGCCUUCUUGAUGGGCUUCAAGCUGGGGUUGAUUUACAUGAUAUUGUGAACAUUCAAGAUGCAAAAGGCUUGGGUUAUGCCAUCAGUAAUGCAGAGGAGCUUCAAUUUGUUAAAGACGUUGCAGCUGAAACUGGAGUAAUUCUAGAUCCUGUUUACAGUGGAAAAGCUGCAUAUGCCCUUCUGAAGGACAUAGAUGCGAACCCAACAAAAUGGAAGGGGAGAAAGAUUCUAUUCAUACACACAGGUGGCCUACUUGGGUUAUUUGACAAGACCGAACAGUUGGCUUCAAUUAUAGGAAACUGGCGGAAGAUGGAAUUCGGUGAAUCCAUCCCACGUAAAGAUGGAAUCGGAAAGAUGUUUUAAUGAUGCUACAAUCCUGUUCUUGAAGAACUCCUGUGGUGUUUACUGCGAAAGUUUGAAUAAUAAGCUGCUACUGGUAUGUGACAUCCUCUAACCUAUGUUUGUAUGAAUACAUAUGUAUUAUCUUGUAUUAUUUCUUUUUGCCAUGUUUGUUAGUCCAUACUCUUUAGCAGUUGGAUGACUGGAAUGCUUUCAAUUCAGUAGUAGUUUCACUGCAA
Phalaenopsis equestris is the source of this 1534-nucleotide messenger RNA. Its product is annotated as putative D-cysteine desulfhydrase 1, mitochondrial. Gene Ontology annotation, molecular function: D-cysteine desulfhydrase activity. The record is from RefSeq and is a predicted model, not a curated record. Bases 27 to 1319 code for a protein of 430 amino acids. The transcript is spliced from 10 exons. NCBI's taxonomy places the organism in Eukaryota, Viridiplantae, Streptophyta, Magnoliopsida, Asparagales, Orchidaceae.